Molecule: messenger RNA, 1500 nt
Organism: Tribolium madens (black flour beetle)
Lineage: Eukaryota; Metazoa; Arthropoda; Insecta; Coleoptera; Tenebrionidae
Gene: Tsen34
Product: tRNA-splicing endonuclease subunit Sen34
Exons: 4
Coding region: 146-922 (258 amino acids)
Biological process (GO): tRNA splicing, via endonucleolytic cleavage and ligation; tRNA-type intron splice site recognition and cleavage
Cellular component (GO): tRNA-intron endonuclease complex
Molecular function (GO): tRNA-intron lyase activity; nucleic acid binding
Source: RefSeq, a predicted model, not a curated record
CAACAGAGCAGCAUGAAAAUCACCACAUCUAGUGAAAUUUCAAAUUUUAUUGCUAUCUAAAGGCCUUUUCACACUUUUAUUGUUAACCGAAUAACCAAUAAACCACUUUUUUUUCCUUUAUUCAGUGAUUAUAGUUAUUUAAAGCAUGAUUAAAUUGCAUUAUAGCCAAGGGAGUGUCUUAAUAUAUGACGCAGAUGAUUGGGCAAAACUUCGAAAAACACAUCGAAUUCUAGGUACUCUCAUUGGAAAUACAAACACAGUGCAAACACUACCUUUAAAACUCCUACCUGAGGAAGUUUUACUCUUGUUAGAUAAAAAAUUAGCUAAAUUAGUCGACUGCCAGUUUAAUAUAACAUCGGAAAUGAGGGAAAAGUUUGAGAAAUUCGAAAAUGACUUGUUGGAAGAAGAAAAAAUUAAGUAUAAGAACAAUAGGAAAAGACAGUUGGAAAGCAUGAUGGGUGAUAUUGUCGCAGCUAAAAGAAAACGUGGUGAUUCGAGACCACCAGAGGAAAUCUUCAUUGAAGAACUUGAAAAAUCUUGUAAAAUCACUCGAGAUAUUAUGAUUUGGCCAACAUUUCUCACACCUCUGAGUAUGGAAAAUGAGACUGAAGUUUCAAGGGACGAAAUUUGCAAAAGCACAAAUGAGUUAAAAUACAACGUUUUUAGAGAUUUGUGGGAACAGGGAUAUUACAUCACGACAGGUGUCAAAUUUGGUGCAGAUUUUCUAGUUUAUUUGGGAGACCCAAUCGCGUAUCAUGCUAUUUUUAUAGUCCACUGUGUUGGCAACCCUGACGAAGUAUUACACUCGAGCGAAAUUGUGGCUUUUGGACGGUUGGCAACAGCUGUCAAAAAACGAGCAGUUUUGGCAACCUCCAAAAACGAAAAAAUUUCUUACAUAACAAUAAACUGGAUAGAUGCCUAGGACUUUAUUUUUUACUACAAUUGAUCAAUUAGUUUGAAAUUUUGAUGUUGUUUGUCUGGCAAAAUGUUAAAAUAUUUCUUAAAAAACUCCUUUUCUUGUCUGAAGCCGUGACACCUCUGGACCCAAGUAUGAGUCCAAUUGAGGUCAACUUUCUCACAUGUGACCAAAACGCGACCUGGCACCAUGGCAAACAAAGUCCCAUUACGACCAAAACCAACCUAAAAAUUGUAUAAUUAAAUAAAAUUAAAAAAAAUUGUUAAUACAUUUAAUCCGGGAUGAAAACGUAAGUGUCUUUGAGUGGCCAAAAUGGAACCUGCUUCAACCCUAUGGCCGUCUUGGACUUUCCAUCCACGAUGUUUGGGGCGCACUUUGGUGUGUGUGUUUUGCGUACUGCCCCCAGUUUUCUUACUCGCAGCCCUAAUGGAAACUAAAAUGGGGCUACUUUAGAAAUACUGAUUUUGUAAAACUCACCCCCAAAAAUGUUUUUUGUGUGCUGGAGAAUUUGUUUCAAGUUCACACAAACUAAAGUCAUCCUGUUAUUAAGAUUUUUCGCGAAAUUGAAAAUAAAAAGUGAGGUU